GCCUGGUUGUCAAUCAAACUGGGAGCUUGUAUGGCGAGGCCCGAUGCGCAACGGUGCUGUAUUUACAGAGCGCUGCUCUCGCGGUGCGUGGCUGAUGAAGAUACCUGAAAACUUUGUGUUGUGAGGAAUGAUCGCCCUGCUGUUUUGCAUGAAGUUGCAGUUUUAAAGAGAAGAGAGAGAGAGUUGGACCUGCGCGAUACCUUUCCAUUCAAAGGUGUGCUCUCAUCUCUCCUGAAGCUUCACCACGGCCCUCACCUGCGUGCUCCACUGUUUCUCCUGCGAGUCGUCCUGGGCUGACCGGCCCUUCCUGCUCCGCCCCCACGCCGUCUCUCCAGCCACGGUCACCAUGACGCGCUCCAAAACCUUCCAGGCCUACCUGCCCAACUGCCAUCGCACCUACAGCUGCAUUCACUGCCGAGCACACCUGGCCAACCAUGAUGAGCUCAUCUCAAAGUCUUUUCAAGGGAGUCAAGGCAGGGCCUACCUCUUCAACUCAGUGGUGAAUGUGGGCUGCGGGCCGGCAGAGGAGAGGGUACUGCUGACCGGUCUUCACGCGGUAGCCGAUAUCUACUGUGAGAACUGUAAAACCACUCUGGGCUGGAAAUAUGAGCAUGCCUUCGAAAGCAGUCAGAAGUACAAGGAGGGCAAAUUCAUCAUCGAGCUGGCCCACAUGAUCAAGGACAACGGGUGGGACUGAAAACCCUGGACUCCCCACGGCCCAUAACGCUGGAAAGAGACGUGCAGCAUAUGAAUAAUUAGUUUCAUUAUCUGGCUGUAACUUCCUCCCUGGAAAUCUCUCUACCUGACACACAUCUCUAAACCGUGAGGGUGCAAGGUUCAUAGCAGCAGCGCUACCCAUUUCCUGUGUGUAUAUACGAACCAAUGUGUGCCAGCUAGACACCGAGUGUUUUGAUUAUGUGAGUAUUUACCUAUUCAAUUCAAGGGAGUGCGUGUGUGCAAAUCAAGGCGCAAAUUGACGUUUGCUUUCCUCGGGGUUGGCCAACGGCAUAGUUUUGUCCCACACUCAGGUUUAACUAAUGGCUGGAUCCAUGAUGAAGAAGGGUAAAAGAUGAACCCAUUUAGCACGGCACCUUUUAACUCAUCUGAGGCGAAAACACACUCAAAUAGAAGCGUUGUCCAUUUGUUUCCCUUUUCUUUAGUUUCUUUAUUUCCUCCAUUCACUUGCAUCUUGUUUAUUUAUACGUGUAUUUAUUGAUCUUUUUAUUUUAGGGACGUUACGUUUAUGGUAAACUGUAGCAACCACAGUGGUCUUACUUUGACCUAAAUAGCAGAAGUAGCAAUGUUUGAUAAGAGGUUUGUACGUACGCUUUCUCUCCAGAUUGUGAUCUGUCUCCAUUUGAAUGUGAUUAUGGAGUAAAUGCCAUUUACAGGGCACAGGUCGCGUACAUUAGCUAGAGCCAAGUCUUUGGCCCCAGCCGCAGCUGUCAGCUUUGAAAGGGAACUGAGGUGUUCUCACAGCCUGUGAUGUCCCCUUCGGUCUCAUUAGUUCCCACCAUUAAAUCGCAAAUCAAGUGGUAAACCAGACUUUCUCACCAUGUGUUUUGGGGAAGAAUGCGAUCGACAACUAGUAAAUGUGGCCGCUGAACGAGGUAAUCCAGAUGGGGCUCGUAAAUAAAAAGCCUUGGCGCAACCAAAGACUCUUUCAUCACCUACACUGACCAAACUGAGUUUGAUUUCCUGAUUUAAGGCCUGUUCACACCAAGGACAAUAACAGUGACGAUAAAUAUAAAGUUUUAAAACUCGUUGUAAUGAUAACGACACAGAGGAACAAUAAUGAUUUUUGUUUUAGCUGACGAACAAUAAAAACAUUGACAGCCAAUCAGGAAGCACUUGACUUUAACAAGCAUGAGCAUUUAAAGUGAGAGACAACAUUAAUGCAGUGCUUGCUUAUAAUGAACAGAAAUUAGUAUUGGCUGGUGUGGACUCUAAUGUAGUUAUCAUUAUAAUUAUUGUUCUUGGUGUGAACGGAAUUUUAGAUACAUUGUUGUUGUGUCUUUUGGUUCAGUUGAAUUGUCUUGUGCAGAACAAGUCGAUUUUUCUUUGAUUUAGGUGUUUUGGAUGUUAAUGUAUAAUGUCUUAUUUUGAGUAUGUAUUUAUGAUCAGUCAUCACGUAUUGUUUUAGCACUCAAUCUUGCAUCUGUGUAUUUAUCGUUCUGUGGGACCGCUUCACCUAUUCCAAGAUUUUUUAAAAUAAUUUUAAAUGUUUUUUUCAAGAAGGAAAGUAUGUGUGAGAUAAAUUUGGAAUCGGUAUAUUUUAAUCUGAUAUCAAUAAAGCUCUCAUUUUAUGAAUGUC
Messenger RNA from Cyprinus carpio (common carp), 2314 nucleotides. Its product is annotated as protein yippee-like 1. The record is from RefSeq and is a predicted model, not a curated record. Lineage: Eukaryota; Metazoa; Chordata; Actinopteri; Cypriniformes; Cyprinidae.